Messenger RNA from Pestalotiopsis fici W106-1, 714 nucleotides. RefSeq lists its product as uncharacterized. Gene Ontology annotation, molecular function: mannosyltransferase activity. Gene Ontology annotation, cellular component: endoplasmic reticulum membrane; mannosyltransferase complex. Lineage: Eukaryota; Fungi; Ascomycota; Sordariomycetes; Amphisphaeriales; Sporocadaceae. The transcript is spliced from 2 exons. Gene Ontology annotation, biological process: GPI anchor biosynthetic process. The coding region runs from base 1 to 714 and encodes 237 amino acids. The record is from RefSeq and is a predicted model, not a curated record.
AUGUGGAAACACGUCUGCCUGGCGAGCCUCUUCGUUGCCACGGCACUGGCGAACACGGAGAAGGCCAUCUUCCUUGGGCCCAAGACCAUCAACCUACCGCCGACUCAUCCGAACCUACAAGACUUGCGCAUUGAUACGUUGACACCGGCUAAAUGGAAUAUUCGCACUCUUCUUAAUGCUCAAUUCCCGACCGACGGGGCCAGGUUCGGCAAAGCUACGUGGUUAGUCCUGGACGAGUUGACCGAAGGUCAGAGAUAUGAAGUACGGGUCUGCUGGGCUGCUACUCAACCCACAGAGUUUCGUAUCAAUACAUAUGAGCUCAGUACUGUAUUUGAAACUCCUGAACUGAUAUCGGAACUGUCUGAUUUCUCGUGGUCCCAACAACCGAAAGCUGAUGAUGAUGAUUCGGAAACUCCCGAGAUCAUCAAGCCGGUGUCCAAGGAGGAGAGGCAAGCUUCAGUCCUCUUGUUACAGAUUUUGGCGGCUGCAGACUAUUUCACCACAAACCAAACAUUGAUGGACGAGGUUCCACCAGUACUUGUGGAUAUCAUCCUAGACCCGUUCAUCUUCAAUGUGCUACCACGCUCACUGGCUCCAACAGUAGGCUACGUCGUCCUUGUCGCUGUCUUUUCCUGGUUCCUUGCGAAACGCAUCUCAGCACGGAUCCGGGGGUUAGCAGCUUCAGAAACAAGUCAAACGAAAAAGGACCAGUAG